Brachypodium distachyon (stiff brome) is the source of this 1251-nucleotide messenger RNA. RefSeq lists its product as uncharacterized. Lineage: Eukaryota; Viridiplantae; Streptophyta; Magnoliopsida; Poales; Poaceae. The record is from RefSeq and is a predicted model, not a curated record. Bases 389 to 952 code for a protein of 187 amino acids. The transcript has 3 exons.
CGGGCCGCCCGCCGUGAGGACACUGGAAGCUGGCUCGCUACCUAACAUUCCCGUAGACCAUCUCCACGGGGAGGCGUUGGGUUCAUCUCCACGCAGACCCGUUUCACCACCCGCACCGACGACGACCGAUCCACCACCCGCAGUUAGCUCACUCCCCACUCGGUCAGUCACUCACUCCCUCCCCACCACCGCACCAGGCCAGGCGGCCACCCACUGCUUCUGCUCGUUUCCCUCGCCAUCGACUACUACCCCCAACAGCAAAAUCAACAACGAGAAAAUCACCGCAAGCACGCGCCCGCCCCCCGGCGACGGUACAGCAUCCGGCAGACGCUGCGGGCACUUGCACGGCGCCCGGACACAUUGCGCGAGCGCGCGCGCGGAGCUGGCGAUGGCAGGCGCGGGGCGGCGCGCGGCGGUGGCGGCGUGCGGGCGGUGGUGCCUGGUGAUCCUGGCCGUGGCCUCCGCGCUCGGCGUCUCCGGGCCCGCGCUCUACUGGCGCUACAAGAAGGGCUUCUCCUCCUCCGUCUCCGCGGCCGCCGUCUCCUCCCCGUCCUGCCCGCCCUGCACCUGCGACUGCCCGCCGCCCCUCUCCCUCCACUCCAUCGCCCCCGGGCUCAUGAACUUCUCAAUUUCAGCUUGCGGCACAAAUGACCCUGAGCAUAGCAAGGAGAUGGAGAAGCAGUUUGUUGAUCUCCUUAACGAGGAACUCAAGCUGCAGCAGAUUGUAGCCGAAGAGCACAGCCAUCACAUGAAUGCCACUCUUGCCGAGGCAAAAAGACAGGCUACCCAAUACCAGCGAGAGGCAGAGAAGUGUAACACAGCCACAGAGACUUGCGAGGAAGCUAGGGAGAAGUCUGAGGGAGCACUCUCAAAGGAGAAGAAGCUGACAGCACUGUGGGAACGACGAGCUCGCCAAUUGGGUUGGCAGGAUUCUCGAGCCACAGCUAUAUGAUAGCUGACAACUUGCUGUAAAUUUUAUUCUCCAGGUAAGAUCUUUUUGGUGCACAUCUUGCUACCAAACCAAGCAGUGUUAAUACCGAUCCCAGACCACGUGUAAUGUUUGCCUAUGUAUUAUGAGUUGUACCAUGAAGAAUAGUUACUCUAGACAAUGUAGCUUACUUACGAAUGUAACUAGCAUACAUUGUCUCAAUAUCAAAAAUCUUAACAUAUGUUAAGACAUUCCAUUUAGUGUUGUGGAUUUGGAUCUGAAGACAAUUUGUGGCCUGGAUGAAAUUUACACAUUCGAAGUUU